AUGCUUGACUCAUCAACUGUCUGGUUCAUCACCGGCUGCUCCUCUGGCUUGGGAAAAUCCCUUGCAAGCCUCGUCCACAGCGCCGGCCAUCGGCUCGUGGCCACAGCUCGCAACGUGGACUCCCUCUCCUACCUCCCCGAUGACUCCAAUGUGCUCAAACUCGCUCUGGACGUCACCUCAAAAGCAGCCAUCCUCGAAACCCUGUCCGCCACCGUGGCCAAAUUCGGCCGCCUCGACGUGGUGGUCAACAAUGCCGGCUACGCCCUCAUGGGCGAUACAGAAGCCAUUCCCGAGUCCGACGCGCGCCUCCUACUCGACACCAUCUUCUGGGGCCCUGCAUUCAUCUCCCAGGAGGCCGUGCGCAUCUUCCGCGAGGUCAACCCGGCCGGGACGGGCGGGACCAUCGUGCAGAUCUCCUCGAUUGGAGGAUACGUGGCGUUUCCCGGCAGUGCGUUUUACCAGGCUGGGAAAUUCGCCUUGGGUGGGUUCACGGAGGCCUUUGCUAAGGAAAUGAACCCCGAGUGGCGCAUUCGGUUCUUGAUUGUCGCGCCGGGCGGCAUUAAGACCAAUUUUGGGAGCAAUGGGAAGUAUAUUCCUAGGCAUCCGGCGUAUGAUACACCUGACGGCCCGCUGAAUCGGGUGUUGGCGUAUAUGAGGAAUCCGGCGAUGUUGGAGUCGUUCUCGAAGGCGGAUAAGUGCGCCAAGGCGCUCUUUGAUGUGCUUGUUGGGCAGGAUGAGAGGAAGCUGCCGAGGAAAUUACUUCUGGGACCCGAAACAAUCCCAAUGUUGGAGGCUGAGAUGAAAAAGUCUCAGGAGGAGAUGGAGGCGUGGAGGGAUGUGACGGUCAGCCCCUCGUCAUCGGGUGGUGCGAAGGAUGUGCCAAUUGUUUGA
This is a messenger RNA of Aspergillus pseudoviridinutans, 891 nucleotides long. RefSeq lists its product as uncharacterized. The transcript is spliced from 2 exons. The record is from RefSeq and is a predicted model, not a curated record. NCBI's taxonomy places the organism in Eukaryota, Fungi, Ascomycota, Eurotiomycetes, Eurotiales, Aspergillaceae. The coding region runs from base 1 to 891 and encodes 296 amino acids.